Molecule: messenger RNA, 900 nt
Organism: Guillardia theta CCMP2712
Lineage: Eukaryota; Cryptophyceae; Pyrenomonadales; Geminigeraceae
Exons: 1
Coding region: 9-761 (250 amino acids)
Source: RefSeq, a predicted model, not a curated record
CAAGAUACAUGUUUCAGAUGAGUAGUCAACAGAUUAUCGACGACGUUUCUAACACUGUCAAAAACGUGGGGUUUCUUGAAACUCUCUCCACAAAGAUAGGGCAGUACAGUGGGGCUGCAAUCAAUCGACUCUUUUCGAUAUACAAGGAUCAAGACAAGUCAGAAUAUACUGUAUUCUUAAGCAGGUAUCUUACAGAGAAGAUUUGCAUUCAAACAGGGUGUGAACAAUUUACACGGUCUUUGGUGCAUUUCUGCACAUUGCAUCAUCCAGUUGCCAAAGGACUCAUGCUUGAAGAUUUGUUCUUCAUGGUGGUACAUCACCAAGGUUUGGCAUUGCACGUGCGAGGUGAAGACGCGCAAGAAGCUUGGCAGGCUGCCCCUGUCGUGACUUGCUUGAUACCUCUUACGAAAGGAGUGGUGGAGAGUCAGAGCUGCGACUUUUGGGUGCGACCACCUGAUUUCAACCAUCCAGGAUAUGAUGGGGUGUUUCUUAGUAGAAGCAGGAAAUUAGUACGGUUUGUACAAGUAACCGCAGCAAAAGAUCAUGAUCUGAAACUACAAUAUUUCAAGGAACUCAUUGACAAUCUUGUUUUAGUAGGAUUUCCGGUUCAACGAAUAGAAAUUUGUUUCAUCGUGCUCCGUAAGGAUCUAGAGUGUUUCAAAGUUUCGAAAGUCUUUGGUCAAGGAUCUCUUGAGCAAUAUGGUUUUGCGAAAGGAAACGAGCGAAGAUCUAUCAGGGUGAUGGGUGUUGAGCUUAUCUAAUUGGACACUCCACUCAUUUCAAUAUUUCAGUGGUGCUGAGUACCUGGAAUUGAAUCUGUUGAAGCAAUCAUACUUCAGUAAACAUGUUUGAACCUAGAAUUACUAUGACAUUUUAUUGCAAAUACACAUUCUAGUCAUC